Molecule: messenger RNA, 1810 nt
Organism: Zingiber officinale
Lineage: Eukaryota; Viridiplantae; Streptophyta; Magnoliopsida; Zingiberales; Zingiberaceae
Product: ubiquitin carboxyl-terminal hydrolase 4-like
Exons: 6
Coding region: 339-1442 (367 amino acids)
Biological process (GO): protein deubiquitination
Cellular component (GO): cytosol; nucleus
Molecular function (GO): cysteine-type endopeptidase activity; cysteine-type deubiquitinase activity
Source: RefSeq, a predicted model, not a curated record
AAUUGUAAACGAUCUUCCUCCGCGGUCGUCUCCACCGGUCGGUCGCUCUCUUCUCUGCGGCAUAUGCGAUGGCAGAUCAACGUGAAACAGAAACAGGCGACAAGAAGUAGAAGAAGGGAGCCCUAAAGAUUCCGUUUUUCCGAUCUAGUCGAUGAUCCCUUGGAGCAUUGGUGCAACGGAGAGUCCUUUCCGUUCUCUGUCGAUCGAGGCGUUCUCCUCGAUUGGGGCGGUGCGGUGGAGCUGACUGCUGGGAUAGGGAUCCGAAGACUUCGGGGUUGCUCGGAUCGGUGGCCCUGGUCGGGCAUUUGGCGUGUUUGGGGAGUUUCGCGUGUCGGGUUAUGGGAGCAACGGGGUCGAAGCUCGAGAAAGCCCUCGGCGAGCAGUUCCCCGAAGGCGAGCGCUACUUUGGCCUUGAGAACUUUGGCAACACCUGCUACUGCAACAGCGUCUUGCAGGCUCUUUUUUUCUGUGUCCCUUUCCGGGAGCAAUUGCUGGAGUAUCAUGAAAAGAAUAAAAAUAAUGGUGAUGCAGAGGAGAAUCUUUUGACUUGUCUUGCUGAUCUGUUUUCUCAGAUUAGUUCGCAAAAAAAGAAAACUGGUGUUGUCUCUCCUAAGCGUUUUGUGCAAAGAGUGAAAAAACAAAAUGAGCUCUUCCGGAGUUAUAUGCACCAAGAUGCUCAUGAGUUUUUGAAUUUCCUGCUCAACGAGCUUGUUGAUAUUCUAGAAAAAGAAGCCAAUACUCCAAAGCCCUCAUCUGAUGCCUCAUUGUUACCUCAAAAACUUGCAAAUGGCCAUACAAAUCUGCAUGUCAAUGGCGUUGAAAAAGAGCCCCUUGUUACUUGGGUUCACAAAAAUUUUCAAGGUACUCUUACCAAUGAAACAAAAUGCUUGCUUUGUGAAACUGUUACUGCUAAAGAUGAACCGUUUUUGGACCUAAGCCUCGACAUUGAACAAAAUAGUUCAAUUACAAGUUGUCUCAAAAAUUUCAGCUCAACUGAAACUCUCAAUGCAGAGGAUAAAUUCUUCUGUGACAAAUGCUGCAGCUUGCAAGAAGCCCAGAAGAGGAUGAAGAUCAAGAAGCCACCAAACAUCCUCGUAAUCCAUCUCAAGCGCUUCAAAUAUAUCGAGCAGCUGGGCCGCUACAAGAAGCUACUCUACCGCGUUGUCUUUCCCUUGGAGUUGAAACUGAACAACACUGUCGAAAAUUCAGAUACCGAGUACGCACUCUUUGCCGUUGUGGUUCAUGUGGGAAUCGGCCCCAACCAUGGACACUAUGUCAGUCUCGUUAAGAGCCACAACCAUUGGCUCUACUUCGAUGACGAAAAUGUCGAGAUCAUCGACGAAUCGGCCGUCCAAACCUACUUCGGAUCAGCACAGGAGUACACAGGCAACACUGAUCAUGGGUACAUUCUGUUCUACGAGAGCCUCGAUAGCAAAAGAUAGAAAGAUUCUUUGCCGUGUCUCAAAAUUUUUAGGCACUUUUUCUGAUUUUUCCCUCACCGUCACAUGACCUGACCUUUCUCGGAUCGAUCGUUUUUCACAUUCCUAAUUCAGAUUCUCGACACGAAGCUUUUCCGGGGAUGCCAUUGUUAUAGAACAAACAAAUACAAUGUGAUGUAUAGUUUGAUGGUGGAAUCCAUCUUGUUCAGUAUUAAUAAUUUGCAUGAGAAAAGGUAUCUUAAGAGUAAAGAUACUUUGUGUGGCUUAAUGUCUAAUAUUGCUAAAAUACAGAGUUUCGUCUUCCUUUAACAAGUUUUGUAUUAAGUUGCCAUUUCAUAUUUGAGUGAGCAAUGAAGGGUCCAUCACCCUCA